GGGAACCUGAGUUCUGGGACAAGGGGUCCUAGGGGCUGCAGGCGUGGGGUGGGGUGGCACAGCCAGAAGCCACGGGAGAAGCCGCAGUCUGCAGCGAAGAGCUGAGCGCAGCACGUCUACAGCCCUAAGCGAGGGUCUGGGAGCCCCGGGCAGAGCUGGUCUGUUGAUCUAAGCACAGCGCUUCCAGGUGCAGCUGGGCACCGGGCCCAGCUGUGAUUUCAGGGCACCUCUGCCUGGCAGCUACUGUGAUUUCAUAUCCUUGGGUUCCUGGGUGACUGAUUCUGGGAGCUGCGGAUGAAGAAUGCCGGGUGUGGCUCUGCCUGGAGGCUUUGGGCCUUGGGGGGCCUGACUGGGGCAGCCUCGCUCUCAGCCCUCUGGCUCCUGCAGCUACUCCGGCGGGCCCCUGGGGGAGCCCCGGUGCCCCGGCCCACGCUUGUCCUCGUCUGGCACUGGCCCUUUGCCGACCGGCCCCCAGAGCUGCCCAGCAACACCUGUGCCAGCUACGGUGUGGCCCACUGCCACCUGAGCACCAACCGCAGCCUUCUGGCCAGUGCCGAUGUCGUGGUCUUCCACCAUCGCGAGCUGCAGACGCGGCAGGCCCGCCUGCCCCUGGCUGAGCGGCCACGUGGGCAGCCCUGGGUGUGGGCCUCGAUGGAGUCACCCAGCCAUACCCACGGCCUCAGCCUCCUCCGAGGCAUCUUCAACUGGGUGCUGAGCUACCGGCGCGACUCAGACAUCUUUGUACCCUACGGCUGCCUGGAGCCCCGUGACGGGCCAGCCCCACCGCUGCCCGCCAAGACCAGGGUGGCUGCCUGGGUGGUCAGCAACUUCCAGGAGCGACAGCCACGGGUGCGGUUGUACCGGCAGCUGGCGCCUCACCUGCGGGUGGAUGUGUUUGGCCGCGCCCACAGGCGGCCACUUUGUGCCCACUGCCUACUGCCCACCGUGGCCCAGUACCUCUUCUACCUGUCUUUUGAGAAUUCACAGCACCGAGACUACAUCACCGAGAAAUUCUGGCGCAAUGCGCUGUGGGCCGGUGCUGUGCCUGUGGUGCUGGGGCCCCCGAGGGCCGACUAUGAGGCUCUUGUGCCACCUGACGCCUUUGUGCAUGUGGAUGACUUCGGCUCGGCCCGUGAGCUGGCCGCCUUCCUGGCUGGCAUGAAUGAGAGCUGCUAUCGGGGCUACUUCGCCUGGCGAGAGCGGUUCCGUGUGAGGCUGUUCAGCGACUGGCGGGAGCGCUUCUGCGCCAUCUGCACCCAUUACCCCCACCUGCCCCGCGACCAGGUCUACCAUGACCUGGAGGGCUGGUUCCAGGCCUGAGCCUGGGCUGCUGGAGGAGGCAGGGGAGGGCAACCGGGUGCUGGUGGUGUAGUGGGAGGCUGGAUGUUGAAAUCAAACCAUGGGGCAUCCGGCCCCCAUGGGCAGCUGUCAGAUUAACCCUGAGGCUGGGGUGGGACACCAGGAAGCACGGGUGAGGGAGAAGCAGCGGGUCUGAGCACGCUUCCUGGAGGAGGCUGGCCGGUACUGCAGCAGGCGUUUGGGGGUGGAGAUGACAGCAGGAGGAGGCUAGUGUGGUGUAAGUUGCAGCUGGUCAGAAGACGAGCUGCUGAGGACCUCCCUGUCCACCCUGAUCGGAUCCUGUUGGGGGGGUCAAGGCUGUCCUCAGAUGUGGGGCUAAGACUAGAGGCGGGGCUCUUGGGGCUGCAGACGUGCCCCUCUGUAACGGAGGGCCCUGGCGGGGAGCACGCGGCUCGUUGGCCUGCCCCUUCCACAGUGCCAGAGCCCCUUGUGCAGACCCGUGCUGGGCAGGGAUACCGUGCCAAGCACACCAGGUUGGUCAGCUUUUUGCAUCCUGCAGUCCACUUGGGGAGGGGCAUCAACCAAUAAAGGAAGAACAAGAA
Molecule: messenger RNA, 1901 nt
Organism: Manis pentadactyla (Chinese pangolin)
Lineage: Eukaryota; Metazoa; Chordata; Mammalia; Pholidota; Manidae
Gene: FUT7
Product: fucosyltransferase 7
Exons: 3
Coding region: 295-1320 (341 amino acids)
Cellular component (GO): membrane
Molecular function (GO): alpha-(1->3)-fucosyltransferase activity
Source: RefSeq, a predicted model, not a curated record